Messenger RNA from Drosophila biarmipes, 1900 nucleotides. Its product is annotated as tyrosine-protein kinase-like otk. The record is from RefSeq and is a predicted model, not a curated record. The coding region runs from base 345 to 1643 and encodes 432 amino acids. NCBI's taxonomy places the organism in Eukaryota, Metazoa, Arthropoda, Insecta, Diptera, Drosophilidae. Gene Ontology annotation, cellular component: plasma membrane. The transcript is spliced from 3 exons. Gene Ontology annotation, molecular function: protein binding. Gene Ontology annotation, biological process: cell adhesion; axon guidance.
ACGCGGAAGGUUGUGCCCUGCCCCGAGAUAGCGAUACCAUCUCCGGGUGCCCCGAAACCGAACCACUCGCAAGAUCCCCGGGCUCUGCGUCUGCGGCAGGAUAAUAAAGCGUGACGCGUGUGCGUAACAUAAAAAUAACCAUAAAGCAAAUGCUCUCCACUCCGGGCGGAGUAAAUGAAGUGAGGUGAAGUGAAGCGGGGAAAACAAAAAAAACCGACCAGGGCCAAACGGAAUUCCUUCAAAAAUCGGCAAAUAAACAAGAAGAAAAGAAGAGCACACACCGGUUUUGUGCGAAAGAAGCGAAGGAAGUACGAAGUGAAAUCAGAAGAAUUCUUCGGCUCGAAAUGGGGCUGAACGGAAGACGAUUGUUUGGCUGUGGCCUGGGAUUCUUCUGCCUGAUCUUGUGCUCUUACGCCGCACCUUUAUCUUUCGAGGAUGUGAGCAUCGCAAAGGGCCUGCAACCCUCGAUAACCAUCAAGGAACAGAGUCCUCUGCAAUUGCCCUGCGAGUACCAACUGCCGGAUGGGUACCUUCAAUCAAACAGCGUCAUCCUGCGCUGGCGGAAGGAUAGCAAAACCCUCCGUCAAGUCGAGCUGGGCAGGAUGGGCAGCACCACCAGCGAGCCGCAGCUGGAGACCAUGUUGCGCGAGGACUCGCGAGUGUCUCUGAACAAGGACACUGGUUCCCUGCAAUUCAACAGUGUUCUGGCCAGCGAUGCCGGUCAGUACCAGUGCCAGUUGGUCAUCGAGGGUUCCGUGGCAGCCAGUUCCAGUAGCGGAGUUCUCCUGGUUAUAGAGCAACUUAAGUUCGUGCCACAGCCCACUUCUAAGAACCUGGAGCUGGGCUCUCUCAGCAAAGUCCACUGCAAGGCGCAGGGAACGCCUCCUCCACAAGUUAAAUGGAUGAGGGAAACCCAGCUGCCCCUGCCCGCAAAUGUGACCGACCAGAAUGGCACUCUGAUCUUCAACCAAGUGAGCAACGAGCAGCGGGGUCAGUACACCUGCGUCGCCUCCAACAGCCAGGGUCAGAUCAGUGCCACCGUGUCCAUCAAUGUGGUGGUGGCUCCCAAGUUCAGUGUCCCGCCCGAGGGACCCAUUGAGGUGGCGGAAGCCGGGACAGCCGUGAUCCACUGCCAGGCGAUCGGAGAACCAAAGCCCACCAUUCGAUGGGACAAGGAUCUCACCUACUUGAACGAGAACAACACGGAUGGGGAACGCUUUUCGCUGCUGGAGAACGGAACGCUGGAGAUUCGGAAUGUACGACCGGAGGAUGAGGGACGUUACGGCUGUACCAUUGGCAGUAGUGCGGGACUGAAGAGGGAAGAUGUCCUGCUGGUGGUGAAGUCCAGCAAAUCCGCCUCCAAUUCAAUAGUCACCCGCAUCAUCAUCGUGAUCAUCUGCCUGGCCUUCUUGUACUUUGUCCUGGUGCUGGGUCUGAAGGUGUGGUACCGCUACCGUCGCCACCUGGGCAAGGUGCAGUUGGAGGAUGGCCUGGCCAAUGGGCCCACCGAUGGGCAGGAGCACGAGCACCAGGAGAACGAGCCCUGCCUGACGGAGGCCAACUCCAGCAAGAAUCUGAAGAGCAAGCUGAGGGAGAGCACAAUCCUGGAGCAGGAGUCGCAGGUGGCCGACGACAUUGUGUGAGGAGUCGUAGUCGUACUCCCCCUGAGGCGGCAGCUCUCCAGCCACUUUCCAUGAUCUCGGUCACAUGCCCCUCGAGUGUUACUCCGUUUUGUUGUUGAGAAUCAAAAAGGAACUUGUGAAAUCCCCAGAAAUCUAUUUGUAUUUAUAUUUAUCUAGUUUAUAUAUAUAUAUAUAUGUAUUUAUGCAUGUGUGUCUGUGUGUAUAUAUCCCAUGUACAGUUAUUUUUUAGUAGAAUAAAUAUUUUAUGGCUCUCAUAG